This is a messenger RNA of Rubroshorea leprosula, 1744 nucleotides long. NCBI's taxonomy places the organism in Eukaryota, Viridiplantae, Streptophyta, Magnoliopsida, Malvales, Dipterocarpaceae. The record is from the annotation of a GenBank genome assembly.
AUCUUUCUCCGGCGAACUCGUAAGCUUCUUCUUCUCCAACCUCAGCUCCUAAACCCCUGAAACUAGGGUUAGGGUUUUUCCUGCUCUUUCUCACUCUUUCCUUUUUGUUCCUCUCCAGCUGGAAUUCUUCAAAUUCUUUGAUUUUCUGAUUCGUGUUUAUUAUUUCGAUUCGUUUGUUUUUGGAUCUGGAUCUGUGAGAUAUAGAGAUAGAGAUAUAGGAAAAGAAAAACAAAAAAUUCAUGGAUGCUCGCAAGAGAGGUAGGCAUGAAGCUGGCUUCAACGCUAAUGGCGGUGUCAAGAAGUCCAAGCAAGAAAUGGAGUCAACUGGUGUAGGAAGCAAAUCGAAGCCAUGCACCAAGUUUUUCAGUACUGCUGGAUGUCCAUUUGGUGAGGGCUGUCACUUCCUGCACCAUGUUCCUGGUGGUUAUAAUGCUGUGGCUCAGAUGAUGAACCUAGCACCAGCUGCCCCAUCAGCAUCUAGAAACAUGGGAGCACCACCUCCCACAUCUAAUGGAUCUACUCCUGGUGUCAAAACCCGCAUUUGCAAUAAGUUUAAUACUCCUGAAGGGUGUAAAUUUGGUGACAAAUGCCAUUUUGCACAUGGUGAGUGGGAACUUGGCAAGUCUAUUACUCCUUCUCGUGAUGAUCCCCGUGCCAUGGGACAUGUUCCAGGUAGUUUGGGUGGUCGAAUGGAGCCACCCCCAGCAGGCCCUGCUGCUAGCUUUGGUGUUUCAGCCACUGCCAAAAUUAGUGUAGAUGCUUCCCUUGCUGGAGCCAUAAUUGGCAAAGGUGGUGUGAACUCCAAGCAGAUCUGUCGCCAAACUGGAGCAAAGCUUUCAAUCCGAGAUCAUGAGUCAGAUCCUAACCUCAGGAACAUUGAGCUUGAAGGAUCAUUUGAUCAGAUUAAUAAAGCCAGUGCAAUGGUAAGAGAGCUAAUUACUAGCCUUGGUUCAAUGGGUGCUGCUGCUGCUGCAAAGACACCUGGUGUGCCAGGAGGCCCACGGCAUCCAGGAAGCAACUACAAGACUAAGUUGUGUGAAAAUUUUGGCAAGGGGAACUGCACUUUUGGGGAUAGAUGUCACUUUGCACAUGGUGCUUCUGAACUGCGAAAGACAGGUCUCUGAGGGUCUCUAGUUCCUCUCAGUUUGUAGCUGGUGCUAAGGUGUGCAGUCUUGUACCUUUGAGCCUUGUUUUUUAAUUUCGGCUGUGCAUUGCUAUUAAAUAGAUUUGUUAGUAUCUGCGAUUUCCUCCCUAGUUGAGUUUGGUUUCUCUCUAUCUUCGCUUUAGUUUCUGGUUUAUCUUGUAUUCUGUAGGUUUAGAUAAUGUUCUUAUUAACUGAAAAUUGGUUAUCUUCAAGUUUCUUCGUUUCCCUGGUAAAACUAAGAUCAUUUUCACAUCAAUGGUUUAAGAAUUGUAGUUUUGGAUUCAAAACCUCAAUGAGCUAUAGAUUUAAGGAGAAGGUGAUUGGUAUUGGUUGAUUGAAUGACUGGAUUUACAAUAUUCUUGAAUUACCGUAUUCUCCUUCUCUAUAGGAAUAAUGCUGUAGAGGCCCUAUUUGGUUGGGUUUGGUUGAGGAGAGCCGUGUGUUGAAAGUUGUUGGUUUGGUCCCACGUUCUUUAAGGAUCCCAGGUUCUUUCAGGAUCCUGUGAUUCUUCUUCCUCUCAAAAAAAAGAAAGAAAGAAAGAAAGAAAGAAAGAAAGAAAAAACAAACAAACAAACAAAAGAAGAAAAAAAUUCGGGAAAA